UUACAUGUAAUGUAUACUAGCUUAAAUUCUCCGUCAAAGCUGACUAAUUGGAAAUCUAGUGGAGGUGAUCCUUGUGGCGACUCCUGGAAAGGAAUCAAGUGCUCAGGCUCACAUGUGAAAGAAAUAAAGUUAUCUGGUCUUGGAUUGACUGGAUCAUUAGGCUACAAACUCUCAAGUUUGACAUCACUUACCUACUUUGAUUUGAGCAACAACAACCUCAAGGAUAGCAUACCAUAUCAGCUUCCACCUAAUGUCCUUCACAUAAAUCUUGCAGGGAAUAGCUUUACAGGAACGGUGCCUUACUCAAUUUCUCAAAUGUUGAACCUCAAAUAUCUAAAUCUCGGUCACAAUCAGCUUAGUGGCCAACUGAGCGAUAUGUUUGGACAUCUUACUAGACUACAAUUUCUGGAUCUCUCUUUCAAUAGUUUAUCUGGAAACUUGCCUCAAAGUUUUGAAACUCUUUCUAGCCUUUCUACAUUAUAUUUGCAGAAUAACAAAUUUACAGGUUCAAUUAAUGUUUUAACACAUCUUCCUAUUGAUGACCUUAAUGUUGCAAACAACCAAUUCACUGGUUGGAUCCCUUCUGAGUUGAAGAACAUAGAUAAUAUCAAAACUGGAGGAAAUCAAUGGUCAAGUGAACCCGCUCCACCUCCACCUUUAGGUACAUUUGGUGCUGCCCAGCAAAAAAAUCCCACUAAAAAAUCUUCUAAAGAAGAAAAAGGUUCAAAAAAAUCCGUUCUGAAUGGAGCACUUAUAGGGGGGAUAGUGAUUGGCCUGUUACUGGCACUUGUGAUUUUAAUUGUUUUAUUGAAACGAAAAUCUUCUUCUACUUCUUCUCAUUUUCUUGAUGAAGAGAAGAUGAAUCAGAAAAUAUCAUUGAACCCCUUGGUAUCAAAUGAACUAUCUAAUGACAGAUCAAGCGAGUUCUCCAAUAAUGCACUUAAGGACUUUAAAGAUCCAAAGUCAUUGGAUUCAUCUUUUUCAAUCAAUGCUAGGUCUUCGCAGCCAUAUGCUUCAAUUGGUCUCAAGCCUCCACCUGCUGAUCGAAUGAAAUCAUUUAAUGACACUGAGCUUGUAAAUAGAAUAAAUGUCAAAAGAAACUCAUCAAUUCAUGCUGUAAUUUAUACCUUGGCAGAUCUACAGUCUGCAACUGGUAACUUUGCAACUGCUCGCCUUUUGGGUGAGGGAUCAAUAGGACGUGUUUACAGAGCAAAAUAUCCAAAUGGGAAGGUUCUUGCCGUAAAAAAGAUAGACUCUUCACAUCUUCAAGGCAUAAGUCAAGAAGAUCUUAUGGAAAUAAUUUCAAAUAUCUCGAAAAUGGACCAUACAAAUAUUACUGAACUUGUUGGUUAUUGUUCAGAACAGGGUCAUAAUCUUCUUGUCUAUGAGUAUUUUAGGAAUGGAUCACUCCAUGAAUUUCUACAUCUGUCAGAUGAAUACAGUAAGCCACUUACAUGGAACACUCGGGUCAGAAUUGCUCUAGGAACAGCUCGAGCAAUAGAGUACCUCCAUGAGAAAUGCUCCCCUUCCUCUGUCCACAAGAACAUUAAGUCGGCCAAUAUCUUGCUUGAUAGCGAACUUAAUCCUCACCUCACAGAUUGUGGUUUAGCUACCUUCCACCAGCGUACGAGCCAAAACCUUGGAGUUGGAUAUAAUGCUCCAGAGUGCACAAAACCAUCAGCAUAUACACUAAAGAGUGAUGUCUAUAGUUUUGGGGUUGUUAUGUUGGAGCUAUUGACAGGACGGGUACCUUUUGACAGUUCAAAACCAAGAGUAGAACAAUCUCUAGUUCGAUGGGCAACACCAAAGCUUCAUGACAUUGAUACAUUGGACAAGAUGGUGGACCCAGCUCUCUGUGGGUUGUAUCCUCCCAAGUCAUUAUCUCGAUUUGCUGAUGUCAUAGCUCUUUGUGUCCAGUCGGAGCCCGAAUUUCGUCCACCGAUGUCAGAGGUGGUUCAGUCACUUAUGCGAAUUGAGCUCUCAAGUAUGAACAAAAGAGGAGAAGAUAUUGGUGCUUUUUCGUCAGAUGAAUGA
This is a messenger RNA of Nelumbo nucifera (sacred lotus), 2034 nucleotides long. Its product is annotated as protein STRUBBELIG-RECEPTOR FAMILY 5-like. The record is from RefSeq and is a predicted model, not a curated record. Gene Ontology annotation, biological process: protein phosphorylation. Gene Ontology annotation, molecular function: protein binding; ATP binding; protein kinase activity. NCBI's taxonomy places the organism in Eukaryota, Viridiplantae, Streptophyta, Magnoliopsida, Proteales, Nelumbonaceae.